AUGUCGCCGUUGACAGUUGCCAUCUCAGUCCACACCAAGCCUGGUUCUAAGGUCGCCACCAUCACAGGUCGUUCUGCCCUUUUCAGAUUCUCGAAUAAGCUGUUUGCAUCAGUUGCUUGGCAUGGAUGGUCCAAGAUCGCUGCCAAGUUACCUGGGAGAACAGAUAACGAGAUCAAGAACCACUGGAACACGCACAUCAAGAAGAAGCUCGUCAAGAUGGGCAUCGACCCAGCCACGCACCAGCCUCUAGCCAACUCGAAGGCGGCUGCUUCCUCGCAGUCCACUGUUACAGAUGAAUCUGCUAAAACCAGCAACACCAGAAAGGAGCUGAGCUUGAAGAAUGAUGGUAGCCGUAGGGAGGCUCCACUGUCCACUGAUUCGUCGGAGCAGUCAAGCUGGCCAGAGUCAGGCUCAUGCAGCAACGUCUGUGAUCAAGGCCCUGAACUGCUGGAGAACUGGCUCUCGGAGACUGGCCUGUCGAUGGAUGAGCCAUGGCUGGAUUUUACGAGCAGAAACGACGAGCUUGGCAAUGUCGAGGGGACGUUGCCGUGGGAUGGAACAACCGACUGGCUGCUGGACUACCAAGAUUUUGGCAUGUGCAGCUCAAACUCAGUCGACAGUUCAGUGUUCCAUGCCUCAAACGGAUCGAACUUCUAA
Molecule: messenger RNA, 657 nt
Organism: Zea mays
Lineage: Eukaryota; Viridiplantae; Streptophyta; Magnoliopsida; Poales; Poaceae
Product: protein ODORANT1-like
Exons: 3
Coding region: 1-657 (218 amino acids)
Source: RefSeq, a predicted model, not a curated record